AGAUGAUGGUAGUAUGAUAAUUAGUCUGUUGAUAUUAAUCCAACAAACAACGCCAUAUAAGCCUACUCGUCGGUUCGCCUACCAGACGGCCUAGCAUCCAAACUUUUAGCAUCUCUAUCUCUUGGUCAUCAAACGAGGAUACCACUAUUUGAAUGGACUCAGUUUGGGUUGAGUAUAUACUGAGCAAAGGACAUGCAGCAAGUCUUAACCUGUUUUCUUUUGGUGAUAGCAAUAUUAGGUCGGAUUUUAGCAGCAUUGAACGUCAAAACAAACUCAAAACAAGAAGGCAUAGAGGGUGGUAACACGACCUUAUUGUGCACUUACACGCCUCAAACUGGUGCAGACGUAACCUGGAGCAUCGACGAUGGAAGUGAUGUCUAUGGCAGACAGUUAAUAACUAGAAAUAGAGCUUUAGAUGAGCGAUACGCCCUCGUCGACCAAGCUAGUCUGUUUCUAAGCAACGUUCGACGAAGUGACGAAGGAGCAUAUGUCUGUUCUAUCUACAGCUCCAUUGAGCUGCGCUCUUCUACAUCCACUGUUCAGUUAAAUGUCUUAUGGAUACAAAAGCCACAAAUUGAACUACCUAGCUUGCAGAUUGUUGAGGGCGAUGUCGUAGAUUUGGUUUGUUCUGCGGUUGCUGAACCUGUUGCUACGUACAAGUGGUAUCGACAAGGACAUGAAAUUGCACUAGAUCAUCAAAGAUACGUCCAGUCGUCCAAAACAGGAUUACUAAAAAUAUACUACGUUGGCUAUGCGGAUCAUACCACAUUCUCGUGUAUGGCGUCGAAUGUGGCUGGAUCAAAGUCUAGUGACGAACUAUACUUAGAUGUACACUACUCCCCUAGAUUCACAUUACGCAAACAAGGAAAUUCCAUACGAUGUGUUCCAUAUGGAAAUCCUACCAUUGACAAAGUUAUUUACUACAUUAAUGGCUCCCGUCAACCAGACGCAAUUGAAGUAACCAUUGAUGAACGCUUUUGCAAUACUGUUACAUGUUUUGCUGAAAAUAAGGCUGGAACGGGAAACAGAACAGAAAUAUACUGCCCAAAAGAUCUUUCGCCGGAGAAGCCUGACGAUCUCGGUAACCAAACUCUGGUUGGGGUUCUGACAUCGGUUCUGAUUUUCUUGUUAUUGUCCGCAAUUGUGUUAAUCGUUUUUCUUGCUCUGCGACCAGGUCCAAAUUUUGAGCUCGAAGAAAGAUACGGUGAGUUGACACUCACAGAUGGUGGUUCCUCAACAGUAUGAUAACAUGUCGCCUUGGAAACCAUGAAGUAUAUUAAACUGUGUCAACAAUUUUAACUGUGAAAUCAUGGCAUGAAACUGCGACAUCAUGAAACCAUGACGCUAUCUGUAUGAAACGGUUACUCAUCCGAUUGAAACUUACAUGUAAAAUAAACCAUGAAGUUUUAUAAAUGUAUGAAACUGUAAUCUCUUCUGACGUUCACCAUGAAGACAUUUGCUUGAAUCAGUGACGUCAGUUUUAUGAAUGAAGACAGUGACGAUAUUUGUAUAUGAAAUUAGGAAGAGAUCUUAGUGGGCUCAUUAUUUAAAAUUAGAUACAGUAUUUAAGUUAGGCCUAUAUGAUAAGCCUCAGCUAAAAUCCAGGAAAUACAUUAAGACGCUUAAAAUAAUAACAGGAGGGACACAGGUACUCAUGAAAGGAUGCCUCUACUGAGCAUGAGGUACCCCCAGCUUCCGAGUGAGCGCUCGAGAUUAUAUUCAAAUUACAUGUUCCGCGCGAAUUAUACUUUGAUACUUUUUAUAUUGUUCAAUAACAAUAAAUGGGAUUGUGCAGUACAGUA
Molecule: messenger RNA, 1802 nt
Organism: Anneissia japonica
Lineage: Eukaryota; Metazoa; Echinodermata; Crinoidea; Comatulida; Comatulidae
Product: cell adhesion molecule 3-like
Exons: 8
Coding region: 193-1245 (350 amino acids)
Source: RefSeq, a predicted model, not a curated record